Debaryomyces hansenii CBS767 is the source of this 2082-nucleotide messenger RNA. It is a transcript of the gene USO5, whose product is annotated as Uso5p. Gene Ontology annotation, molecular function: microtubule binding. The record is from RefSeq and is a predicted model, not a curated record. The transcript has a single exon. NCBI's taxonomy places the organism in Eukaryota, Fungi, Ascomycota, Pichiomycetes, Serinales, Debaryomycetaceae. Bases 1 to 2082 code for a protein of 693 amino acids.
AUGUCUAAAGCACCUCCUCCUGACUACCAGGAUGAACUAUAUGAUCAACGGUCACCACAGAAGAAACGUGUAUUGAGUGAUAUAAACAAUACAUACUCGAACCCACCUAAGAAAAGGGCUGACAAUAAGAGACAUUCACUAGACUUCGAUAUGGCUAGAAUUGAUUUACCAUCUGAUAUUGAGACACAUACAUUCAAAACUCAUAUACCACCAGCGCCUGCAGCUUCCCUGUUUGCGUUGAAGAACAUUGCAGAAAAAAACAGAAAAUCUAGUAACAUUCCUGCUCCGGCCAAUCCAACAAAGUCUGACUUGAACUUUCAACAUAUCAACAAGCUUAUAGGUAUAAAUCAGAACUUAUCCAAGAAACCACAACCAGAUGUUACAUACGGUACCAAGCCAACGCUACGAACCAGGUUGAGCAAUGUUGAGCAGUCAUUUACAAGAGAUAUAACAAGGCAAAGUGAAAUUAACCAUGAGUUGGAUGCUCAAGUCAAGCAAUCAGCGUCGAAGGUUGACGAGUUGGAAUAUGAGUUAUUGGACCUAAAAAGAUCUCUGAAAAAGCUCAACCAUAGAUUAUUAGAUUUAAAACUGACAAUAAACUCGCAGAAGAAGAAAUUUGAGUUCAUGGAGGAUUCGGUUAUGAAGAAUGUAUUGCAUAAAGAACAGCUUAUCAACGUUCAAAUAAAGGACUUAUCGAACAAGCUCACAACAGAAUACAAUGAAAUUAAAUUCCAAUUACAGGAUGAAUUGGCGAAGGCAAAAUCUUAUAAGGAUAAGGGAGCGAUAGAAGAAAUACAUAGUUUGAAUUCCAAGAUCGAACAGCUUCAAAACCAACUCGAAGAAACAAAAUCCAGAAAAAUACAAACGCUAAAAAGUGAAACUAGCGAACUCGAAAAGCAGCUAGAGAAAUACUUGCUGGCUAAAAUUGAAGAGGCUGAUAAGUUGACCGCUAUUUAUCAAGACAAACAGUCGGAAUACGAAAAGAUAUCAGGAAAGGUAGCAGAGAAAAAAAAUCAAAUUCUGUUAAAGGAGAAUGAGAAUAAUUCUGUAAGAGAUUCCAUAAGUACACUUGAAUCGAACAUGAAUAACUUUUCUGCUAUGAGAUCGUCAUUAUUAUCAGAUUUACAUAUAGAGGAAUGUGCUUUAAUUGACUUGGAAUCGAAAAACAAAGAAUGGGAUGAAAGCUUAGCUAAAUCUCAGAUGAUUUAUGAAAAAGCAUACGAUAAAAUCAAGAAACACAACCAACAAAGGAGGAUUAUUGAAAAUUCAAUAAUGGAUUAUAAAGGGAAGAUACGGGUUUACACAAAAGUACCACAUAAUAUAAGUUUUAAUAGUGAACAAGAAAUCCAAUUUGAGAACCAAUUUUUCAAGUUCAACAAAUGCUUUAGUUCUGAUGCGUCGAACGGCGAUAUCUUCGACGAAUUUAGAGCACUUAUAAACAGUUCAAUUUUGGGAUCUAACUGUUCUGUAAUAUUUUCUGGUAAUGUGACAAAUAACCUUAUUGUUGACUCCAUUACCUCAAGUUAUAAAAGUAUUGUUGAAAAGUCAGAAAAAUUUCGAGAGAAAUCAUGGGAGUUCAAUUACUAUUUAAAGUGUGUUGCAGUCGGUCAGAAUUCAUCUGAUAUGUUGAAUUCUUCGAGUCCCUUAAAUCUAAGAAAUUUUGAUCAGAGCGAUUACAGUCUUAGUCAAAUAUCUAGCCAGAAAAUGUCACUUGAUGAUGCAUCAAGUCUAGGAAAAGUUAUAAAAAGCUUACUGAUACCAGAAGGGGUAGAAGGUAUCGCAUACAUAAUAAAUGUUGAUGCCAUUAAUUCCCGUUUAUUAAAAAGUUUUGAAUCUAAUAUUAUGUUAUUAGAUAUCACAAAUAUAAAGUCAUCUAGGCAAUAUGAAUUAUUACAUACCCCAAUUGUGUCUGGUUCUAUAAUAUCAGAAGAUUUAGUACUUCUACUAAAUUACGCUUACUUACAAAGCAAAUGUUUACAUAUGUCUGUUCUUGAUGCUGUACCGGAAACUGAAAUAGGGCAUUUUUUGAAAAAUUUGGAGAUUAUGUACUCUACUGAUUCACCCUAUAAACGGAAAAGUUGA